CGGUGAGUGAUGGGGUGAGCGUGCAACAUGCGGUGCGGUGUGCGCACAGUGUUUGUGCAAGGGAAGUGCGUGUGCAAGGACAGGAUGAGGCGGUGCUGCAGGACAGCUGGUGAUGCAGUGACGCGGUGCUGGGCUGCAGGCUGAGCAUGGGGAGCUGCAGCGGUGCGGGUUCUGGCCGCUCCCUGCAGCGCGGUGCUGAGCGCAGGGCUGUGUCAGCACGGGGCAGGGAGCAAGGGUGAGCGGGGCCGGGCUGGCAGCCUUGGCACCUGCCCCAGGCUCCUGUGGGCAAGGCCAAGGGGCUGCCCUGCUCCCCUCGGGGCUACCUGGCAGCUUGGCUUGGGGUCCUGGGGAUGUGGAGGGCUCAGCCGUCCCCUCUGUGGGAGGAGGGAUACUCCGUGCCCCUUCCCACCCCGUGGGCAGAUGGGGGUGGUGGCAUCCAGCGGUGCUGGCAGUCACAGGCCUGGCAGACCCCAUAGAGGGCUGUGGGCACAGGGGGGUGGGCAUCCUGCAUCCCAUCGACGAUCCCGCACUCACCGGAGCCUGGGUUGUGCCGUUGUGGUGGCGACGCCCUUUGCAGCCCCCCCCACUCCCAGGUGCUUUUUGCUCCGUCCAGCCCCACCCGACACCUCCCUGCAAACUUGCUGCGGCCGGUCCCAGCCCCGCCUGCCUGCCCUUCCUCACUGGGAGGAGGAGGAGGAGAAAGGGGAGGAGGAGGCUGUGGGCUGAGGCUGAAGGAACGCGUGGGAGCGCAGGGCUGCGGUUCAGUGGGACGGGACGGGACGGGACGGGACGGGAGGGCUCAACUCUCCCCACCACCAGUACACCGGGCUGCUCCAUGUCGAGGAGGCUGCGGAGGAGCAGGAGGGUGGUGCUGGAAAAGCCGUGGCAGAGCCUGGAGGAGAGAGGCAGCGCGCAGCCGGACCAGCACCCUGCACUCGCCAGAUCCAGAACCUACGACGCCUCCACCUGCAUCGAGACCCCGGAGGCAUCGGGUCAGCCAGGAUCCCCAAACCCGCUCAGCAAGCGCCGUGCUGCCUUCCACAAAGCCUUUGAGGAGAUCGCAGGGCGCGAGGCUCUGCUGGCCUGCUUCUCCUGCGCCUGGCAGCGCGAGGUGCCCUACCACGGCCGCCUCUAUAUCUCUUCUGGGCACCUCUGCUUCCACGCCAGCCUGCUGCUCAGGGACAUCAAGGCUGUUGUCCCGGUGGCUUCUGUCUGUGCCCUCAAGAAGACCAACACGGCGCUGCUGGUGCCCAACGCACUCAGCAUCCGCACGGAGCAGGGGGAGAAGUUCCUCUUUGUGUCACUGCGCCGGCGUGAGGCCACCUACCAGCUGCUGAAAUCGCUCUGCAGACACCUGCAGGACGAUGCCUGGAGCCCCCCAGCCUCUCCCCUCAACCACAGCACUGAGCAAAGCCCUAAGAAAUCCUUGACCUCGAGCCACUCAGACUUGGAGCGGUGCACACCAGAGCCUGAUGAUCUCCUGGAGCUGCAGGAUGAGCCGAACCCGACGCUGAACAGAGCAGAGGAGGAUGAGGAAGAAGAGGAGGAGAUGGCAGAGGACACUCCAGUUCUGGGCAGAGGGGGACCCCACACAGCACUGGCAGCCCAAAGCGCCGCACAGCUGCGUGCUUUCAACACCAUCAUCGUGCUCUACCUGCUGCUGAUGGUGGCCUUGCUGCUGACCUCGGGGUACAUCGGGCUGCGCAUCCUGGAGCUGGAGCAGCAGCUGGCGGCCAUGGGGGCUUGGCCAGAGCUCCGCCUGGUGCAGCGGCACAAGAAGACGUGAGGCCAGCAGGGACCUGGCUGACACCAGGCCACCAGCCCAUGGGACCGGCUCUGGGAUGCCCCAGAAGGUGGGGGGGGUCCCCGCAUACCUUCCAGCACCCCCAGGGAGCCCCCGCAGGCCGUGGGGCUCCAUCCCACCCCCUCCCCCCAUGCUUCACCCCCUGAACUCAUUGUGUGAGCACUGAUCUGAGGGCAAAGCCAGAGCCAGGCCCCCGCCCUGGGAGGCAGCCACCCCCAGGGGUGCGGGCACAGCGGGGCCUGGUGGGCACAGGGAGACUGAACUAUUUUUAUUAAUAAAGAGCUGACGUGGUGCUA
Meleagris gallopavo (turkey) is the source of this 2100-nucleotide messenger RNA. RefSeq lists its product as uncharacterized. The record is from RefSeq and is a predicted model, not a curated record. Lineage: Eukaryota; Metazoa; Chordata; Aves; Galliformes; Phasianidae.